AUGAAAGUUCUCGUAUUAGGUGCAAGUGGUUUCAUAGGAAACGCAGUGACCUUAGCUUUUGUUCGUGCUGGUCAUAUUGUUUAUGGACAAACCAGGGAUCCGGCAGUAGGAAAGGAAUUAUCAAAAGAAGAAGUCAUCCCUAUACUUUGUGAUCCUUAUACGGACGAAGGGAAAGACGUUUAUGCUCCCAUCGCAAAACAAGUCGAUGUGUUUGUAGAUUGCCUUAAAUCCGGUGGUGCGGACAAAGCUUUAGGAACACUCAACCAUUUUCUUUCUUUAGUACAAUCUCGUCCUAAAGCAGGUCCUAAACCUACUUAUAUCUAUUGCGGUGGAUUAUGGUCUUGGUCACGAGGUUCUGGAGGUUUAGAAUCUUGGACAGAUGAAAGACAACCUAGAUCGGGUUAUAAUCCAGCAGUAGCUUGGAGAGAAAAAGUUGAAGAACCUUUGUUACUUGACGAAAGGAUAUACGGGACAGUCAUAAGAGCUAGCAUGUUAUAUGGCAGAAGUGGCUCUCAUGUUGGUAGAAACAUAUUCGAAGUGGCUUUUCAAGCUGCUACCAAUGGAAAUGGUGUGUUUGAAACUCUUGGAAAAGAGGAUACUCGAUUACAAACUAUUCAUGCGGAUGAUUUAGCCGAGUUGUUCGUACGUGUGGGUGAAAGAGGCCCAAUCUGUCGCGGUCAGACUUUCCUAGGUGCAAACCCUCAAUCUGAAUCAUUGCUCGACCUCUUGAACGCAGUCACCAGGGUAUCUGGAUGUAAAGGGUACAAAUUGUCAGGUCCUAAGACGCCCUACGACGAUUGCUGGGUUUCUACACUCAACCUUCGUCCCAGUCUUGGUUACGCUCUGACCGGUUGGCAACCCCGAAAAAUGAGUUUGGUGGAUAGUAUGGACACUUUGUGGACUGCUUAUUUAGCUCAUAGAGAGUGA
This is a messenger RNA of Tremella mesenterica DSM 1558, 927 nucleotides long. RefSeq lists its product as uncharacterized. NCBI's taxonomy places the organism in Eukaryota, Fungi, Basidiomycota, Tremellomycetes, Tremellales, Tremellaceae. The record is from RefSeq and is a predicted model, not a curated record. The transcript is spliced from 6 exons. The coding region runs from base 1 to 927 and encodes 308 amino acids.